This is a messenger RNA of Juglans microcarpa x Juglans regia, 1349 nucleotides long. RefSeq lists its product as uncharacterized. Lineage: Eukaryota; Viridiplantae; Streptophyta; Magnoliopsida; Fagales; Juglandaceae. Bases 48 to 1349 code for a protein of 433 amino acids. The transcript has 2 exons. The record is from RefSeq and is a predicted model, not a curated record.
UAUAGCAUUAAUCCUUAAACCAUACAUAUUCUUUCAGCACCAGAAUUAUGGCCGCUCAAGCCAUUGCCCGCUUGAGUACUGUGUGUUUUCUCCUCCUGUUCACAGCAAUGGUGGCAGAGGCAGGACCUCAUAAGCAGAAGAAAGUUAGGUGCAAAGACAAGAUUAAUUACCCUGCUUGUUACAAAGUACAGAAGCUUUGCCCUACAACCUGCCCUCGCACUUGUGUCAUGAAUUGUCGAACUUGCGAACCCGUCUGUGAACAUCCACCGCCGCCGCCGCCAUCUCCGCCACCACCACCACCAAAAUCAAAAAAGCAUUCCCCUCCUCCUCCACCAAAGAAGCGUUCACCUCCCCCUCCUCCUCCUUCCAGAACUGUAACCCCUCCUGCUUCUUCUCCUCCUCCUCCUCCUGUGUCCGUUCCUCCACCUCCCCCUGCUUCAAGUUCACCACCAAAGACAGUUAAAUGUAUGAACAAGGAUUUCCCUCGGUGCUAUGGUAUGCAGCUUACCUGUCCUAGCGGUUGCCCCGACAACUGUGGUGUUAACUGCGCCACUUGCAGCCCAGUUUGCGAAUGCAACGGUGCCGGUGCUGUGUGCCAAGACCCACGAUUCGUCGGUGGAGAUGGAAUCACAUUCUACUUCCAUGGUCAAAAAGACCACGACUUCUGCUUAGUUUCCGACUCCAACAUCCACAUCAAUGGCCAUUUCAUUGGAAAAAGAAACGAAAACAUGAAGAGGGACUUCACCUGGGUCCAGUCUCUUGGAAUCCUCUUCGGCACUCACAAGAUCUUCAUCGGCGCUAGAAAGACAUCUAUUUGGGAUGACUCCGUCGACCGCCUUUUGCUGGGCUUCGAUGGCGAACCAAUAUACCUUCGUGAUGAAGAAAGCUCAAGGUGGCAAUCCAUGACGUCUCCAAGUGUUACAAUCACAAGGAUUCGGGACGCAAACUCAGUAGAAAUUGAGGUGGAAGGGAAUUUCAAGAUCAAAGCAACAGUCGUGCCUAUAACUGAGAAAGAUUCCCAGAUUCACAAUUAUGGAAUUAACCAAGAGGAUUGCUUCGCGCAUCUUGACUUGAGUUUCAAGUUUUACUCAUUGAGUGGGCAAGUUAACGGUGUUUUAGGCCAGACUUAUGCAAGCAACUACGUGAGUAGGGUGAAGAUGGGGGUGCUCAUGCCUGUUUUGGGUGGUCAGAAAGAAUUCUCCUCCUCAAGUCUCUUUUCCACUGAUUGUGCUGUAGCAAGGUUUACUGGUGAGUUAACAGAUCAAGAAAAUUCUAUGGAGUUGGAGGAGUUUGGCAACCUGAAUUGCGCAAGUGGUAUGGAUGGUCGUGGAGUAGUUUGUAAAAGGUAA